AUGAUUGUAACAGGAUAAAACAUCGAACUUUUUCUUUUGAUUUUAGUUGCUUCCCUAAGAGGAUUCUUAAUUAAUUAUCCACAGAAUUUCUAAAAGUAGGAUUUGAUCCUUUUGAAAGACCGAAUUAUAAUUUUUANUAACGAUUCUUUCGAAUAAUUAAAAUAACUUUAUCCAGGAAGAAUUGAUAUUAUUCUUAAAAAAAUGCUCAUUAUUGAUUUCAAUUUAAGACCUGAUUGGCUUGAAUUACAAUUAUUCUUAACUAAUGUUAAGGAUAUGCAAAUACAUAAUUUUGAUCUUGGCUUAACUAAUAAAUCAUCUAUCUUAAAUUCAUCAUUUUAGUUAUAUCAGUAAUAAUAACAAUAAGUUUAAAAAACUUUUGAUUAAUUAACAUUAAGUUAAGAAAAUAGAGAGAUUACAAAUAACAAUAAUAACACUAAAUUUACUAGUUCUAUCAAUAAUAAUAAUUCCACUCUUAAUAAAACUUCUAAUACAGACUCAGUUGACUAAAAACUCAUUAAUUUAAAUAAAAGAAUCCAAGAAACCUUAUCAAAAAGUUUAAAUAAAAACAUUAGAUGA
Paramecium sonneborni is the source of this 576-nucleotide messenger RNA. Lineage: Eukaryota; Ciliophora; Oligohymenophorea; Peniculida; Parameciidae. The record is from the annotation of a GenBank genome assembly.